GUCAGAAACCACGCCUACGCCGUAGUAGGAUUCGCAAUUUCGCCAAGCGAAGAUGGCGGCGUGUAGACGUGUGCAGCGAGUCCUGCUGUUGAUAUUCAUCUCCGGCUGGAUCUGUUGCGCUCAUGGAGCCAAAUCACUAAACGCAGGCAACGAAAAUGUGGAUAAUGUCGAGCGAGGCAAAAACCAAGCAGAAGUGGGGAAGGCAGCGGCGGCGGAUGGGGCCUCCGUGGUCCGGCGCGGCAAUGCCUGGAAGCUCGCUGAGGAGGCGGCCUGUCAGGAGGACGUGAGCCGGAUCUGCCCUAAACACUCAUGGAGCAACAACCUCGCUGUGCUGGAGUGCCUGCAGGACCGCAAAGAUGGCACUGAGAUCACCUCAGACUGCAAUCAUUUGCUGUGGAACUACAAGCUGAAUUUGACAAAAGAUCCAAAGUUUGAGAAUGUUGCCAGUGAGGUUUGCAAGAGUACCAUCAGUGGGAUUAAGGAGUGUGCGGCAGAGGAGCGUGGGAAGGGUUACCUGGUGUCGUGUUUGGUGGAUCACCGCAGUAAUAUCUCAGAGUACCAGUGUAACCAGUACAUUACAAAGAUGACCACCAUCAUCUUCAGCGAUUAUCGCCUCAUCUGUGGCUUCAUGAACAAGUGCGAAGAUGACAUCAACAUACUGCACUGUGGGAGUGUCAACACCGGUGAAAAGGAUCUCCAUUCUCAAGGAGAGGUGAUCUCGUGUCUGGAGAAAGGACUGGUUAGCGAAGCCGAGGAUCAGCCGGGUCACCACGUUAUCAAAGAAGAGUGCAAGAAGGCCAUCAUGCGUGUGGCCGAGCUUUCCUCCGACGACUUCCACCUAGACCGCCACCUCUACUUCGCCUGCCGGGAGGACCGUGAACGCUUCUGUGAAAAUACUCAGGCAGGAGAAGGCAAGGUCUAUAAAUGUCUCUUCAACCACAAGUUUGAGGAGGGCAUGUCAGAUAAAUGUAAGGACGCCCUUUCCACUCGCCAGAAGCUAAUAGCUCAGGACUAUAAGGUCAGCUAUUCACUGGCUAAAGCUUGCAAACCAGACUUGCGCAAAUACCGUUGCAACAUGGACUCGGCUAUGCCGCGUGCCCGGGAGGCGAAACUUUCUUAUCUCCUGCUGUGUCUGGAGACAGCCGUACACCGAGGUCAAACCGUGACCGGGGAAUGUCAGGGAGAGAUGUUAGACUACAGACGGAUGUUGAUGGAAGAUUAUUCCCUCAGUCCAGAGAUUGUGCUGCAUUGCAGAAGCGAGAUCGAGAGCCAGUGCUCUGGCCUUCACCACAAGGGUCGAACGCUCCACUGUCUCAUGAGAGUGUCCCGGGAAAAGGGCAUAUUUGAAAGCCACUGCCAGAAAGCUCUCCAGACACUGAUACAGGAAACAGACCCCGGGGCAGACUAUCGUAUCGACCGGGCUCUGAACGAGGCCUGCGAAUCCGUCAUACAGACCGCCUGCAAACACAUCCGAAACGGAGACCCCAUGAUCCUGUCCUGUCUUAUGGAGCAUCUGUACACUGAUAAAAUGGUUGAAGCUUGUGAACAGAGAUUACUUGAGCUGCAAUACUUCAUAUCCAGAGACUGGAGGCUGGACCCCAUCCUGUAUAAAAAGUGUCAGAAUGAUGCCGCCCGCAUUUGUCACACUCACGGCUGGAACGAGACCAGCGAGUUCAUGCCACCCGGGGCGGUUUUCUCCUGUCUGUACCGCCACGCUUACCGCACUGAGAUGCAGGGACGACGGGGUUCAUCAGAAAGCUCUGAAGUAAAUGCCAAAGUAAGUUUGAAUUUAUCUCGGGACUGUAAAACGGAAGUUCAGAGGAUCCUUCACCAGAGGGCGCUGGACGUGAAACUGGAUCCCGAACUUCAGCAGCGAUGCAUGACGGACCUCGGAAAGUGGUGCAGUGAAAAGACGGAAGCCGGUCAGGAAUUGGAGUGUUUGCAGGAUCAUUUAGAUGAUUUGGUCUCUGCCUGCCGGGAUGUGGUCGGAAACCUCACAGAACUGGAAUCGGAGGACAUUCAGAUUGAAGCUCUGUUGAUUCGUGCCUGUGAGCCCGUCAUUCAGUCCUACUGUCAUGAGGUGGCUGAUAACCAGAUAGACACAGGAGAUCUUAUGGAGUGUCUUGUUGCCAACAAGCACCAGAAGGAAAUGAAUGAGAAAUGUGCAGUCGGAGUCACACACUUCCAACUGAUCCAGAUGAAAGACUUCCGCUUCUCGUACAAGUUCAAGAUGGCGUGCAAGGAGGACGUGCUCAAACUGUGUCCCAACAUCAAAAAGAAGGUGGAUGUGGUGGUCUGUCUCAGCACCACAGUGAGGAACGACACUUUACAGGACGUCAAAGAGCAGCGAGUUUCCUUGAAAUGCCGAAAACAACUCCGAGUUGAGGAACUGGAGAUGUCUGAGGACAUCCGCCUGGAGCCGGAGCUGUACGAGAGCUGUCGACAAGACAUCAAACAGCACUGUCAGAAUGUAGUGUUUGGAAAUGCUCAGGUCAUCGAAUGUCUGAAGGAGAACAAGAAGUUGUUGAAUCCACACUGUCACCAGAAAGUCUUCAGACUACAGGAACAAGAAAUGAUGGAUCCAGAACUUGACUUUCAGCUCAUGAGAGUUUGCAAGCAGAUGAUCAGGCGCUUCUGCACUGAGACCGAUUCUAAGAACAUGUUGCAGUGUCUCAAACAAAACAAAAACAGUGAACUAAUGGACCCGAAAUGCAAACAAAUGAUUACCAAAAGGCAGAUCACCCAGAACACAGAUUAUCGUCUGAACCCUGUGCUCAGGAAGGCUUGCAAAGCUGACAUCCCUAAAUUUUGCCAGAAUAUUCUGAACAAGGCCAAGGAUGACAAUGAGCUGGAGGGACAGGUCGUCUCCUGUCUCAAACUCAAGUAUGCAGACCAGCGUCUUUCUCCGGACUGUGAAGAUCAGAUCCGUGUGAUUCUGCAGGAGUCUGCGCUGGACUACAGACUUGACCCGCAGCUUCAGCUGCAAUGCACUGAGGAGAUCCCGCGGCUCUGUGCGGAGGAAGUCGCGGCGCAGGAGCAGACGGGUCAGGUCGAGGAGUGUCUGAAAGUCAACCUGCUGAAGAUAACUCACGAAGGCUGUAAAAAAGAAGUUUUGAACAUUUUGAAGGAGAGUAAAGCCGAUAUUUUUGUGGAUCCAGUUCUACACACAGCUUGCGCGCUGGACAUUAAACACCAGUGUGCCGCUAUCCUACCAGGCAGAGGCAGACAGAUGUCCUGUCUGAUGGAAGCUCUCCAGGACAAGCGUGUGAGACUACAACCCGAGUGUAAGAAGAGAUUACAGGACCGAAUCGACAUGUGGAGCUACGCUGCCAAGGUAGCACCAGCCGAAGGUUUCUCUGAUCUGGCCGGGCAGGUUUUCACUUCCCCCGCCAAGACCUACAUCUUAAGCAUGCUGGCGAUGAGCGUGCUCCUGCUUUUCUUCAUGGGUCUGCUGUGCGGUCGCAUUACCAAGCGCGUGACGCAGGAGUUGAAGGACAGAAAUCUUGAUCAGCCAUGGUUUGCGCCCUUAGACAGGACCGGAAAAGGAUACAAUCUCAUUUACUAACAUUAAUACCAAUCAAAUUUACUAAUUUGGUGUAUGCUUAAAUUACUUCUGGGCCCAUAAAAUGUUUCAUGUUCGCCCGUGUUAUUGAAUGUAUCCUCAUUUGGAUCCAUACAUGGUGUGUGUGAUUGUAUACUUCAUAUGCUCUUAUAUUCCUGUUUGACUCUGUGAUCAGGGUUUCUGGCAAAGAUCCGUUUUGAAGAAUUAAUUCAUGUUUCUCAUUUAAAGCUAUAAAUCAGUACAGCUUUCCCCUUCACUUUUAUUUUUCUGCAUAAACUGAUUCUUAGACAUCCACUGUGCUUGUGUACACAGUAGUCCUGUUGGUACAAAUGACUUAAACUGGUAUUUUAAGAUGUAAACAUAUUUCAGUCACAAGAUUAGUAUUGGACAAAGACCACAAAUAAUGUCUUCCUCGCAGAAAUUUCUGUUUGUGUAUAAAUAAAAGCGCACAACCCAUUGAGUAGUGUGUGUAUUAAUAAUAAGAAUGAAAAAUAAAGUUUCUGUAAUCUGAUGGAGUGCAGGGUUGCAAUGACAAACGGUAAACUAUUUUUUUGGACUAGUUAAACUACCCCCAGAGAAACUUCUAUGCGUGUGUCAUGCCCAUUCACAACAACUGCUUUGUGUUUGUCAAGUCAACCUGACAAAAAUGAUAAAUGGCAUUAAUUUUUUUUUCUUUCAGUGUACAAAUUUAUUAUAAGUAUUUUUCCUCAAAUCCGAUUAAACAAUGUACUAUACAGAUAUGAAAUAACUCUGCUUUACUUUUGUCUUUACUUUUCUUUUGCUUUUCUUUGAUCUGUAAGUUGAAUUGGAUUGUUGUUAAUAAAAUUGAUCUAAUGGUUUGUA
This is a messenger RNA of Misgurnus anguillicaudatus (oriental weatherfish), 4405 nucleotides long. It is a transcript of the gene glg1a, whose product is annotated as golgi glycoprotein 1a. Lineage: Eukaryota; Metazoa; Chordata; Actinopteri; Cypriniformes; Cobitidae. Gene Ontology annotation, molecular function: fibroblast growth factor binding. Gene Ontology annotation, cellular component: Golgi membrane. The record is from RefSeq and is a predicted model, not a curated record.